AUGUCCGAAGCUUGUUGCACCUGCGCCACACUGCUGUCCUCGAUACCACCAACCUACGAUGAGAAGACCGAGAAACCGACGCAGUACGAGCGCCGCCUCGAAUGCUGCGGGCGCGCCAUUUGCGCAAGAUGUAUAACCGAUAACCCGCGCUUUGCAACCUAUUGCCCUUUCUGUCAGGUAUCCAUCGUACCGACUCCGCUGCCUCAAGGUCUGCGAGACCCUCCUGCAUACUCGCCACCAACUGGAGUGCGAGCAGACGACGAACCAUCGCCGUAUUCAGCGCAUAACUCUUUACAACCGCUGCCAGAGAAGGCAAAAGGUGGGGAUGGAGAGGACGCGCCGGACGUCCUACAUUUUGUGGAUCCCAAAGACGACACCAUAGCCUCCCUUUCCCUCCGAUACGGUGUACCCGCCGAUGCUCUGCGAAGAAUCAACGGGCUGUACGCAGACCAUCUCCUAGCGGCGCGUAGAACAGUGUUGAUUCCGGGCGAGCAUUACAAGGGCGGCGUGAGUCUAAGUCCAAGGCCCAUAGAAGGCGAAGAGGAGGAGAUACGGAAAGGAAAGGUCAGGAAGUUUAUGGUGGCCUGCAAAGUGGCAGAAUACGAUAUAGCAUUAUUGUACUUGCAGCAAGCAGACUACCACCUUGACCAAGCGAUCGCGGCGUACGAAGCUGAUGAAGGGUGGGAACAAGAGCAUCCGCUUGAGGCAGCGAGGAAAGGAAAGGCCAAGGCUGCACAAACAUCCGGGCGACGGAAAUGGGGCUUUGGCGGCAGCGGGGGCGGUUUGACAGGCCAAAUAUCUUGA
This is a messenger RNA of Trematosphaeria pertusa, 804 nucleotides long. RefSeq lists its product as uncharacterized. Bases 1 to 804 code for a protein of 267 amino acids. NCBI's taxonomy places the organism in Eukaryota, Fungi, Ascomycota, Dothideomycetes, Pleosporales, Trematosphaeriaceae. The transcript has 2 exons. The record is from RefSeq and is a predicted model, not a curated record.